CCCCUCCGCAGGACACGCCUCUCGGCUGAAUGGAGUGCGUCGCGCGUAAAGUCCGACCUGUAGCAGAAACAAACUUUUCUGUUUCUCGGGAGUUUUUUUCUUUUUUAAAAUAAGUAUCCAUUUGGCGCAACCGAUCGGUCUUUAGACGACUAAAUGCAGCGAUGACUCGAGAGGAAGAUCUCAUCCGGAUUGCAAAAAAACUGGACAAGAUGGUGUCUAGAAAUAACACGGAGGGCGCCAUUGACCUGCUGAAGGAGCUGAAAGGCGUCAAUAUGACUCUCAAACUUCUACAGGAGACGAGAAUUGGAAUGUCUGUUAAUGGUAUCAGGAAGCACUGCACAGAUGAAGAAGUGAUUGCUUUGGCAAAAGUCCUCAUUAAAGACUGGAAAAGACUUCUGGACUCUGGCCGCUCUCAUCCCGAGAAAUCGUCUGAGACCAAGAAUGGUUUGAACUCCAGCAAAACGGCAGCUUCUCCAAACAGCUCUCCCUCGGAGACGCAGAGCAGUCACAGCGAGCAGGAAGUCAAACUAAAACAAGACUCCGAUCAGAACAAAAAACACGCUAAUACAAUCAGGAAAGACAAACACAAUGAUGGCCAUGAAAUCAAAAAGAGACAUGCUGACGACCUCGUGGAAGAAAAGCACCUGGAGGACCUUGGAAAUGCAAAACAUCUGCAGGAAAUCAGGAAAGAGAAACAAGCACCCCCAGAAAAUCCCAACGUGGAGGUCGAUAACAAGAAGCCGAAGCCUGCGCAAGACCCACGGGGUGAGAAGCACAAGUCGGAGCCGAGAAGAGGGAGACCAUUAGAGGAACCAAAAAAGACGAGGCACGUGGAAGAGCUCAAAAAGGAGAAAAACCCCACGGAGCUCAAGAAGUGCAGCUCUGCAGAUGAGAUGAGGAAGGACAAACCGAGAGAAGAAAACAACCACGAGAGGCUCACCAGCACACCUCAGAGGGAGAGACCUCUGAGCGAGCCUCAGAGAGAGAGACCCACUGACCCCCACAAGCCCUUGUUUGAAAGGAGAGGUGUGCUGGACAGCAGUGUGCUCUAUCCCACCCGUUUCCCCUCUCCUCCUCGACCCGCUCGGCCUCCUCCCAUCAAACGCCCCGCCAUGGAUUUUCUGAAAGACAGGAAGGAUGGCAAAGACUCUUCCUCCCGACCUCCUCGCCCUCACGCUCCCCGACCUCCUUCUCCACCAACUAAACGACCUCCUGUGGAAGUAAAGAAGGAGAGGAAAGUUCCAUUGGAUCCAAACGCUCCGAUUGCUCCUCUUCCUCUUCACCUACAUCCUCCUCCUCCCUUAAGAAAAGAGCCUCCUGACCCCAACGCUCCUCUUCCUCCGCUUCCUCUUCACCUUCACCCUCCUCCUCCUACGAAGCGGCCCUCUCUAGAUGGAAUGAAGGAGAGAGACAGCAGGAAGGAGUCAGACUCUAAGCUGCUUCCUCCACAGAAAAAGACGUCAGAUCAUGUGAAGAAAGACAGGAAAGACUCAGUGGAUACCAAAAUGUCUAGAAAACAUUCAGAUGAAACCAAAAGAGAAAGGAAAGAUUCAUCAGACUCUAAAUCCCCCCCUCCCAAAAAGCCCACCCUGGAGGCCAAAAAAGACAAACACAGAAAGGACUCCUGUGAGUCAAAGCCUGGCCAACCUGUGAAACGUCAUUCAGCUGACAGACGGGAAUCGACUGACUCAAAGACGAGCAGCUCGCCAGCAGCAAAGAAGCUAACAGGAGAAAGGAGAGAGUCUCAGGGCUCGAAGGCUCCUCAGCUUGGACCUCUACAGAGGAAGCCCUCUACUGACAGCAUCGAAAGAAAGAGUAAAUCCGAGGCUCCCAAAACUCCCACUACCCCGACCAGCCCCAUGUCACCCAGCUUCAGUUCUCCUGGGGGUCCGCUGUCCCCUCACCUGGCCACUGGAGACUCCAUCAGAGACAAGUGCAUUGAGAUGCUGGCAGCUGCCCUGCGCACAGAUAAUGAUUACAGGGAAUUUGGAGCUAACUGUGAGGGCAUGGCAGCAGAGAUUGAAGAUCAUAUCUACCAGGAGAUAAAAGCCACUGAUAUGAAGUAUAAGAACCGAGUGAGGAGCCGCAUCAGCAACUUGAAGGACCCGAAGAACCCAGGCCUUCGCAAAAAUGUCCUCGCAGGAAGCAUCGAGUUACGCCGCAUCGCCACCAUGUCUGCUGAGGAAAUGGCCAGCGACGAGCUGAAACAGCUGAGGAACGUGCUCACCCAGGAGGCCAUCAGGGAACACCAGAUGGCUAAAACUGGUGGCACCACCACCGACCUGCUGCAGUGCGGCAAGUGCAAGAAGAAAAACUGCACCUAUAACCAGGUGCAGACACGCAGUGCUGAUGAGCCAAUGACCACAUUUGUUCUGUGCAAUGAGUGUGGCAACCGCUGGAAGUUCUGCUGAUGCCAUCAAAGGUCACCCCUCAUUUUUUUUUUCCUGAGCAAACUGAGAAGCUUAUUUUCUAUAAUGGGAUGGGAAUGGAGUUUAUAAACUGUUGCAGCUAGUGAUUUAAAGUGAUGAUGUUGUUCUUAAGAUUUCCAUUUUAUCUUUUUUUUUUUUUUUAGAUUUAUAAGCAUGUGCUAAUAAUCAGAGUUUGCUUUAUGCAGCUUUGAGAACUAAGAGUGUAUGACAGUUUGAUGACUGAGUCAUUAAAUAAAUCUAGCUGUAACUUAACAAUAAUCAUGGUGCUGUCAUGAUGGAGAGAAUCAUAAUCCAUUUAAUAAGCUGUGACAUAUUACGACUGCUCACUUUGUACAUAUCUAAAGCCAAUAAAACUGCAUC
Pundamilia nyererei is the source of this 2789-nucleotide messenger RNA. It is a transcript of the gene tcea3, whose product is annotated as transcription elongation factor A (SII), 3. Bases 162 to 2411 code for a protein of 749 amino acids. Gene Ontology annotation, biological process: transcription elongation by RNA polymerase II; DNA-templated transcription. Gene Ontology annotation, cellular component: nucleus. NCBI's taxonomy places the organism in Eukaryota, Metazoa, Chordata, Actinopteri, Cichliformes, Cichlidae. The transcript has 21 exons. Gene Ontology annotation, molecular function: nucleic acid binding; zinc ion binding. The record is from RefSeq and is a predicted model, not a curated record.